Molecule: messenger RNA, 904 nt
Organism: Grammomys surdaster
Lineage: Eukaryota; Metazoa; Chordata; Mammalia; Rodentia; Muridae
Gene: Mpv17l2
Product: MPV17 mitochondrial inner membrane protein like 2
Exons: 5
Coding region: 1-603 (200 amino acids)
Biological process (GO): mitochondrial ribosome assembly
Cellular component (GO): membrane; cytoplasm
Source: RefSeq, a predicted model, not a curated record
AUGGCUCCUGGAGGCUGGCUCUGGGCACGCAAGGCGCUGGCUGCCGGGCGCCCGCUGUUCCAGGGCCGUGCGCUGCUCGUCACCAACACCCUGGGCUGCGGCGUGCUCAUGGCCGCGGGCGAUGGCGCGCGACAGGCCUGGGAAGUGCACGCGCGGCCUGGACAGAGGUUCAGCGCGCGGCGCUCAGCCAGCAUGUUCGCGGUGGGCUGCACCAUGGGGCCCUUCCUACACUUCUGGUACCUGUGGUUGGACCGCCUCCUCCCCGCGUCGGGUCUACGAAGCCUCCCGAGUGUGAUGAAGAAGGUACUAGUGGAUCAAACGGUGGCAUCUCCCAUACUGGGCGUCUGGUACUUCCUGGGCCUUGGCAGCCUGGAGGGCCAGACACUAGAGGAGAGCUUCCAGGAGCUGCGAGCCAAAUUCUGGGACUUCUACAAGGCCGACUGGUGUGUGUGGCCAGCUGCCCAGCUGGUGAACUUCCUCUUCAUCCCUUCUCAUUUCCGAGUCACCUAUAUCAAUGGGGUGACACUGGGCUGGGACACAUACCUGUCCUAUCUGAAGUACUGGGCUCCUGAACCACUUCAGACUCCAGACUGCGCAGACUGAACCUGAAGCCCAGAAGAUGAGUUUGGUCGAUGGACAUGCUCCCUCAAGAAGUUCUGAACCAGGUCAAAGCUCUGCGCCAUGUCCAAAUCCCAGGCCAGCCGUGCCUGGACCAGCCGUCCCUCCUGAGCCCACCAGAGACUGUCCCCGUGUGGCUUUCCACUGGGACCAUGAAGUCCUUGGUCUGCUUGGACAGAGUAAAGGGCGUGUUCCACGGCCUUCAAGUGGGGUCUGGUUUGGCCUCACUGGAUGCAAGGCUGGGUGGCAAUGCAGAAAUUUCAUUAAAUUCUCUCUUUAAUGUCAA